Molecule: messenger RNA, 2406 nt
Organism: Emiliania huxleyi CCMP1516
Lineage: Eukaryota; Haptophyta; Isochrysidales; Noelaerhabdaceae
Exons: 5
Coding region: 1-2406 (801 amino acids)
Biological process (GO): carbohydrate metabolic process
Molecular function (GO): polygalacturonase activity
Source: RefSeq, a predicted model, not a curated record
AUGGACAUGGAGACCCCUCACCGCCCACGCUGGUACGAGAUGUCCUUCAUCGCUCGCGGCCCGGCCGCCUACGCUGCGCACGUGCCGUCUUCCUCGCGUGCCGCGGCCUGCGACAACAGCGGCGGCGGCGGCCUGCGCGAUGUCGCCCGCGUCGCCCGGUCAAACGCGCUGCACGAGGCAAACCGAGCGGUGGGCGUUCUCCGCGAGGCCAACCGCGCCGCGGAGGGCGUGCACGAGGAGGUGCGCGGCCGCGUCGGCAUGCUGCCAGCGCCGCUGCGCGCGCCUCUCUGCUGCGCCUGCUGGACGUUUGACGGGCUUCGAAGCAUGCUGACACAGCCGACGACGCUCGAGUUCGCCGGCGCCUUCAUCUUUGGUGAGGCCUUUGGCGCGCUGACUGACGUCAUCGGGCUCUGCAUCGUCUCGCCGCUUCUCGCGGCGCUGGCCUCUCCGCUGCGGCGCCACGCCUUCGUGCUCGACCGCAGCCUCGGCUUCCUGAUGCUCGUCACGGGCGAGAAGUGGGCCGACGGCAGCGUGGACGCCUACGCCUCGAUCACGGAGGCGGAGGCUGACGGCGCCGUCGGCUUCAAGUACAGGCAGCUCCGGGAGGGCGUCGUGAGCACCUACUGGCUCUUCCGCCUCCUCGAGGCCUACGCCACCUCCGCCUCCUCCGCCUCCUCCGGCCGCGGCUCCUCCGGCCGCGGCAGGGAGGCGCCCGCCUCGCGCUCCGCCAAGCUGCGUGCGCAGAAGGGCGGGACGGCCGCGCCGCCGGCCGUCGCCAUGGUGUGGACCGGCGACGGAGGCGCCACGGUCGCGCGCCUGCACGGCACGGGCCUGCCGCAGGGCGUCAGCGCGGGCGACGACCGCGCCGGCGACGAGGUGCCCGCCCUCCUGGCAGAGCUCAUGCAGCACGGUUUCCGGAUCGCGUCCACGACGGCGCUGCCAUCCCACUACGGCGAGCCGCCCGAACUGAUGGUGACAGACUUUGGCGCCCGAGGCGACAACAACUCCGACGCCACGGCUGGCUUUGAGGCCGCCAUCGCCGCCGCGGCGAGGCACAGCACCGGGCACACCCUCAUCCGCGUGCCGCCGGGCACGUACCGCGUCUACCCGCUCAGCCUCGCGUCGCGCAUGACGCUGCACCUCGCGGCGGGUGCCACGCUGCUCGGCAUGCCCUUUGACGUCGCCGCCAGGCCGUGGACGCAGCAGCCGGCGCUUCCGAAUUGGAGCCGCUCGAGAGGAGGGGCGAUCCUGCUCCGCAACGGCAGCGGGGAGCGCGUGCUGGUGCAGCGCAACGAGUCCAAGGCGCUGCUGCACGGCGCGGACCUGGACGACGUGGGAGUGUCGGGGGAGGGCCCGUCGAGCAUGAUCGAGAUGCACGGCUGGGACUGGUGGGGGAAGCGGGAGACGGGGGUGGAGCGGGGGUGGAACGGGACGCGGCCGCACCUGAUGCGGUUCGUGCGCAGCAGAGGCGUGCGCGUCAUGGACGUCCAGCUCCUCAACUCGCCCUACUGGAACUGCCACUUUUGGGCGUGCGACCGCGUGCACGUCCGAGGCGUCCGAGUCGUCUCGCCGCUCGACCAAGCUGAGAUAGGCUGGGACCCAGACUCGUCCACCAACGUCCUCAUCGAGGACUCGAGCUACGAGGGGGGGGACGACUGCGUCUCGAUCAAGAGCGGCUGGGACUGCUUCGGCGCGGCGCUGGGCCGGCCGGCGGCGAAUAUCACGUUGCGCAACCUCGCGUGCAAGGGCCCCCGCGCGGGCCCCGCGUCUCUCGGAGCGGACCGGCGGGGCGUCAUCCGCGCUUCACUCACCCCGGGGUCCGUCAACUCCACAGGCAUCGCCAUUGGGUCUGAGCUGAGCGGCGGCGUCCACGACGUGCUCGUCGAGCGGAUCCGUUUUGUCGACGCGGGACGGAUGGCGCACCUAAAGACGGGACGCACGCGCGGCGGCGCCGUCUCGAGCGUGCGUUUCGCCAACCUGACCGCGGUCGGCAGGAUGGACACGGGCAUCGUCCUCGACGCAACCUUCAAGCCAAACAGCAAGUGCGGGCGCGGCUGGGCGCCGCGGCCCACGCACAUGUCGGACAUCUCGUUCGUCGACAUCGACGCGUCCGGCGCGGCCAUCAGCGGCUACUCGUUCGACCUCGGCGCGCGGCACAAGGAGCCGGUCCGCUCGUACGUGAGCGCGAUGGAGCUCUUUCUCAAGGACGUCCACCUCCCGCGCGGCACGCGGGGCAGCUGGCGGUGCGGCUACGUCACCUCGCUGCUGGCGAAGCGCGUCUCCCCAAAGCCGCGCGGCGACGAGUGCGGCGUCUUCACGCGGAGACGCGGCCUGAACCAAUCUCUGCGGCUCGGCAAGGUGCGGCGGCGGAACAGGACGAAGGCAGGGCGGCUCCGAAGCUGGUAG